Molecule: messenger RNA, 204 nt
Organism: Cylicostephanus goldi
Lineage: Eukaryota; Metazoa; Nematoda; Chromadorea; Rhabditida; Strongylidae
Source: the annotation of a GenBank genome assembly
AUGCGGGCUUCUUUUAUCCGGGAGAUGGAAAAGAACGUGCUAAAUAAUAUGAACUACGACUGUUCGCUCGAAGAACUGGCUCUUGAAUGCUUCAAAGAACAGAGUUGUCCCGCUCUUGAUGGCGUUGUUCAUGUUAACUACAAUGAGUACAAAUUGAUGAAGUUAAAAGGCAGUUGUAGUGUGGUACUCUAUGCUUUAUUGUAG